This is a messenger RNA of Spodoptera frugiperda (fall armyworm), 8400 nucleotides long. Its product is annotated as dual specificity calcium/calmodulin-dependent 3',5'-cyclic nucleotide phosphodiesterase 1A. The record is from RefSeq and is a predicted model, not a curated record. Bases 534 to 3344 code for a protein of 936 amino acids. Gene Ontology annotation, molecular function: 3',5'-cyclic-AMP phosphodiesterase activity. Lineage: Eukaryota; Metazoa; Arthropoda; Insecta; Lepidoptera; Noctuidae. The transcript is spliced from 12 exons.
UAGUUGGGAACAUCGCGUUUAUCGGACUAUCUCGUUCUUCUACACUGCGCAGAUCCAUUAUACCUCACUAGUCCAAAGCUCUGGCUAUGCUGGUUCUGCACUGCGCAACUGACAAACCAGAGCGAAUGAGAGUGAGCGAGGAACAGUUGGUCUGUUCAGUCUGUUGGUUUAGACUUCAUUCGGUGUCUGUUCGUUAAGUUGUCAGCACUUCGCUCGGCGGCUGGCCGCGCGCCGUCCGACUUAGUAGUCGUGCGCUAACACCGUAAUCAACUGUUAUCGCGAUCGCGUAUCCUACCGCAAAUACCACAAAUUCCACCUAUAAACGAAAUAAAUGUGAGACAGACUGAGUCUCGUUAAUAUCAGUCGAAAAUAUCCUUGCUAUUAUUUAUAAUUUUGCAAAAUGUUACAAUGAUUUCAACUUUUUGGAGUUGUUUAUGUAAGAUAAAUCUCUCGUCGUCGUUACGAUCUCGGCGUUUUCGUCUGUGAGACUUUAAACCUAAUAGUCUUUUAGAACUUUCAAUAUAGACCGAAAUAUGCAAAGAUGUGGUUUAUGCUCAGUGUUGUCUGGGCUGCUAAGGCGUGCAAUGUGUGUCGGUAGCAGAAGAGGCAGCAGUGAAUCGUACUACAGAGAGUUGGGCGACCAAGAUACGCUGAAAAUCGAGGACAAGUCCUCAGACUUGUCAGAUGAAGCAGAGGAGGAGACCAGUCUUUGCAACCAGAACAGCCCAAGGGCAAGCCCGCGGUCUUCACCGCGGGUCAGCCCGCGGACAUCACCGCGGGUUUCCCCGCGGACAUCACCCGGACCUUCACAGAAAAUUUCACCGCGAACGUCCCCGAGACCUUCCCGGCGAAUGUCCCCGAAGACCUCCCCCCGGUCAACUCGGCGGACGUCACCGCGACCAUCUACGCGGCCGUUCCGGAGGACCUCCCCGCCAACAUAUUCGCGCGUUUUUAGGUGGACCUCUCCGAGGAUAUCACCUCAGUCAACCCCAAGAACGUCUCCGCGGACGUCCCGAAGGGCGUCCCGGCUUUCACAGUCGGACAGUCAACAGGACGAAGAAAAGGCUCCAGAUUCGAACAACAAAUUUAAGAAUAUUUCUGCGGGCCGCUUCUUAACAAUGCACAAAAGACGAAAGAAACGUUUAAUUACACGUUCUCUGUAUAUCGAAAAGGCCCUGUUAGAUGAUCUUUCGAUCGGCCAGGUACAGUGUAUCCUCAACAACUCUUAUAAGUGGAAGUUCAACGCUUUCACCCUGGAAAACGUGUCUGGAGGGAGAUGUCUGCCGGUAUUAUGCGUGCAUCUCUUCCAGAUGUACGGCCUCCUGGCUCAUUUCAACCUGGACGCGGCUAAGGCUUGGAAGCUGUUCAGUUUGAUCGAGGAGGGGUAUCACAGCACGAACCCCUAUCACAACUCGAUUCACGCAGCCGAUGUCACACAGGCGAUGCACUGCUUCCUGCAACAGAAACGGAUUCGUGACCACUUGACUCCAUUGGAAAUAAUGGGGUCGUUACUGGCGGCCAUAGCCCACGAUUUGGACCACCCGGGAGUGAACCAACCAUUCCUCAUUGCGACCUCUAACCAUCUCGCCGCAUUAUACAAGAACACUUCGGUGUUAGAGAACCACCACUGGCGCUCGGCGAUGAGCUGCCUCAUUGAGAGCGGCCUCCUGGACCAGCUGCCAUCCAGCCUCGGACUCCGCGCCGCGCUGGAGAAACAGAUCAGCUCCCUGAUCCUUGCCACCGAUAUAACAAGACAACAAGAGUAUUUGAACCACUUUAAGAGGCACCUAGACAUGAACACUUUGGACAUGAGGAAGAGUGAGCAUCGGCACCUUGUCCUACAAAUUGCCCUGAAGUGCGCAGACAUUUCUAAUCCCUGUCGUCCAUGGGAAAUUAGUAGGAAAUGGAGCCUCAAAGUAUGUGAAGAAUUCUUCCGCCAAGGGGAUUAUGAAAGAAAACUGAACCUGCCGGUAACGGCUCUAUGUGAUAGACACACCACGUCUAUACCGAAAAUUCAAACUGGCUUUUUCAAGUUCGUCGUGACCCCGCUAAUAAGCGAGUGGCACCGAUUUUUACAGAACGAGCUGUCUUCUCAAAUGCUGAAUAAUCUCACGUAUAAUCAAAAGAAAUGGGAGACACUGGUUUUGGAAGAACAAGCACAGGAAACCCGCACUGAAAUAUCGGACGCAGACGCUGCAGAUGAUGACCUAGACUCCAGUUCAGAUACUAACAUGUCGGACAGCUCCGAGUUACUCCUGCCGCCGCGCAGGUGCUCCCUUAAUCCCAUCAGACAAAACACAUUCAAAGACCAGCUGCGGCGGUUCUCAGUGCCUCUAAAUGUAUUUCAAGACAGCAAAUUUAGGAACCGCGAAAGAGAAAAAAGUCGCGCUUCGUCACUGGCUGAACCUCGUCCCCGCUGCAGCCGCAGCCCCGCGCCCAGCGAGCCAUCCUUACACUCGCAGCUCAGCGUGCGCGGACAUUGCGAACCGUCACAGGAACCAACAGAGAGGGUUUUAAGCUCCGAAAAGCUCCUCCCGGACUCUUCCAUAGCAUCUAUCACCACGCCGGUGCAGGCCACUCGCCUCAACACAGUGCUCAAAGAAGGUGGCUCCUGGAAGUUGGUUCGCCAGCAAACUUUUCCACCCAUCGAGUCAACAUCUCGAGAAUAUUCUCUCGCGUCGCGACCUAUCUGCACCAGUAAUGAGGAUAGUAUAUUUUUGAAUCGGGUAAGACCUGACUUUCUUCAAUUUGAUCAAGGACCAUCGCAGAGAGACUCAAAAGGGCACCAAUUAGUUGUGAGAGAAAGUAAGACUGAGGACAGUUCCGAAUCCAGUGCAGAAGCAUUAGAACCUCCGCGUUUACAGAAAGAGAAUUCGGAACCCCAGAAGCCAAGCAAGAAAGAAUCCGCCACGGUAGGCAGUCAACUACGUGACAACCUGGCGUCGAUGCCACUGCCGCCGCUUGAGUCAGACCCGCUGCUGCAGCGGCGGAGGAAAUCUAUGCCGGCUGAUGUGUUUCCAUUUACGCCAAAGGAAAGGAAAACACGCGAAGUGCCAGCAGCCUUUCCUCAAUACAUGCACCGUACGUUCUCGGAAAAGGAGUCCUGGACGAGACGCCGAGGGUCUGCUCCGUUGCCAGUGGCGCCAUCGGAACUGCGGGGGCUGGCGUCACUGGGGUCGCCGCGGCACAGCGUGAAUGGGGGUCGCAGGAAACCGAACCCCAUAGUGAGUUGUCAGCAGUGGCUCGCAAAAGCCACAGUCAGUAUACAGGAACGCCGGCUCCAAAAGUUUCCCCGGCGGAGCUCACUUCCAGUCGAGGUGAUGACAGGUAUUUCAUCUCACUGACAACACAUAGUAUUCGCUUGAGCCCAGAGGGGCUCAUUCACAAGAUUCAUUCGAGGACGAUAUUUCGGACCUUACAUUCAACAACUAUGAUGCCGAUGACGAGGAACUGGACGACGACAGUUCCUUCGACAAUGACUAUACUAGCCAAUUCCACGAGAAUUUAAUUUUUGAGAAUUCUGAUGAUCUAAACGAUGAUUUAGAUGAGGAUGGCGAUGACGAUGAGGACGACGAUACGAAUGAACUGAUCAACCUGCCAUUCGUGUCACGCCAUCGUGCGUCUUCUAUAUAGACGAUCUCUGCAGCUCUAUCCGUCUUGUGUGGUUCAAUCGUACAUAGCAACGUGAGUGUGGCCGCAGCAGACUGUAGUCACCGGACUGUGAUUUAAAGUGAAGUGUGUGAAGUUAGGAGUGUGUCGGUCACACCCCCGCGUACUGAGUGUACUCAAGUUGAACUUAUUAACCCACAGAUGGCGCUAAACUACUGAAUAUAUUUGUAAGCAUUGUCUAUACGCUUAGUAGUUAUAAUAUCUUGGACAUAAAAAAGAAUACGAAUUACAUAUAUAAAAAAAUAGUUUUAAUAAUUUUACAAAAUAUCUAUAGAGUAAGUGAAAAAUAUCUUAAAAAUACAAUUUUAAAUGUUCUAAUAAUAUUGUUAAGAAAUUGAUAAUUUCCCCUUCCAUUGCGCCUUUCAAUCAACAUUAUAAAUAUACGACUAAACAAUUCGCGCAAUGGAAAGUGAACAUUUCAAAUAGAUGUCUCAUAGCUCAAAUACGGUAUUCGUAACAUUUCAUCUUAGAUUUGUUGCAGUUAUUGUAAUAGAUAGAUAUUGUAAAUAGAAUCAGAUCACUUUUACUUUAAGUGUUAUUUGAAGUAGCUACAUUUGGUUCUUUAUGCCACCGAAUGCAGAAUACCCAAUCAUAACUACAUAUACUAUCGCUGUCCCAUGCUAUGUAUGUCUAAAUACGAACAUUGUUUUGCAAACCCGCAGUACAAAUAAUUUCUAUAGAAUAAUAUUGUUAUUUUUAAAACAUAGUUGUAUAAUAGAUAGAUUUCGAUAUGGUAAUCGUCUCAUAGCUUAAUUUAAACUACUAUCUUGCUUUAAAUUAUAACAGAAUUUAUGUUUCGCCUAAUUUAUAAAAGUACACACAUUAUUAUUGUUAUUAUACCAAAAAUAUAAUUAUCCUAUUUUAUGAAAUGAUUGGGAAUAUAAAUCUUAUAUUUGAAGGAUUAGAGUCUCAUUAACAAUAACUUUUAUUAUUUCAAAAGUUAUAUAGUCAUAGUAUUUAAGUACUUAGUAGUUUUUAAGAUGGAAAUGAAAAGUGGUAGUCGCUCUUUUUGGGCGUGACACGCGCGGGAGUCGGGGGUAGUGUGGAUAGCAAAUGUUCAGUAUUAUAAGGAGACGGCGUUGGAUUCGUUUCUGGUGGUCACAAUCUAUGUAGCUAGUGUCAGAUCCUCCAGGGGCCUUAGUCUGCUAUUACAAUUGUGUUACAAUAGUCAAUCAUUGAGCAAUGCAAGAGGGAUGGAGUUAUACAACCUACAUAGCUGCGUCCCUCUUGCACUGCUCAGUGAUCGACCAUUCUGACACAAUUGUAAUAGCAGACUAAGGCCCCAGCUUGCAGUUAGUCAAUACACUAUACUUAGUAACAUUGCAAAAUGCUUCAUGUAAAUUGUUCUAUGUUUGAUCCUUGAUCAUCAGAAACGGGGCGUGGUGUGGACAAUUCGUGAAAUAUAUUUUAUUACUAAAGUAUUCGAUACUUUUAUUACUUAUGUACGUUGAUUUGUAUAUUAUGUUACUUUAAAGAUAUUAUUGUUAAGUCAGAUUUAGGUUAAAUUCGACGGUGAAUUUUAUUUGUUCGGAAUUAUUUUUAGAAAAUAUAUUUUUUGUGUAUAGUUCUAUUUGUUCCAAAGAUCUUUCAUGGUUGUCCACGUGUAAUUUGGCGCAGAAGCGUGUGCUGUCACAAAUCGGGCCUGUAAGUGAGCGUUACAGAUUUAUAAUAGAUUGUAAAAUAUUUGAACAACAGCAGAUUACAACAUAUGUUAUGUUGAAACAGUGUCAUAAUUAUUUCAGUAAAUUGAUUGAUGUUUGUGUGUAGCGGCAGGCCCGUACAUCUUGUGGUCGCUAGAGGUCGUGGUAUAUGCGUGAUUUAAUAUUUAUUUUGCUAAUAUUCAAUUGGAGGCAGACACGAGCGAGCUUAUUAUCAACAAACUAUAAACAAGCAGUAAUGCAGCGAUGCUACGUUGCACUGCAAGAUUAUAUAUUCGUACUAUAGGAGCAGGCAUUAUAAGGUAUGCUAGGAAAAUGAGCCUAGGGUUAGAGGUUGAAGGUACGAAUUAAGAUCAGAGGACUCUGUACAUAUUUCAGAGCUUAGCUCGCGAAGGAUAGUUUUUUUUAUUAUUAUUGUCUUUUGGAUGAUUUGGACGAUAUAAGGACUUGAUCAUCACAGUACACACAUACGUGUGUGUCAGUAAAUCAUCAAGGAAUGUUCCUUUAUGUUUCUGUAGUAGACCUCUAGUGUAUAAAGGCGAUGUAGUUCCAUUGUACAUGUUAAAUGACGUUUCGCUAAAUGUUAAUCUGUUAAUUUAUUACGUGGUUAUUGUCCCGGGUAGAUGUAUCGAUGGAGUGGUGCGUUCUACGUGCAAUGUGGAGAAGCCAGGAUCCAACUGUGAAAUGACGAAAUACGAUCAUACUUAAUGUGUAGUUUUAGUGGCCAUAUGAGAUCCUACAUUAAUUCUUUCGUCAUUUCAUGUACAUGUUAGGUGUUAAGAUGUGUUAGCGUUACAUACGAGUUGGUCUUAUUUCGUUCAAUAGUUACUGCCACGCCCGCUGUGACACGUCUGUCUGUCGUAUCUAUAAUAAUAUGUAAUAUGUAUUAUGGAGCAUAAUAUUAGGCAGAGUACCUACAAACAUAAGUACAACAAUGGUAGUUAAAACUUUUAAUAAAAACAUGACACGUGUAAUAUAUAAAUAAUUGUGUACCUAGGUAAUAAUUCGUAAUGAUCGGCUGCCCUCGUCACUGAGGAGCAUAUUUCACAUUGUUCCACAUUUCUUAAAUUAAGUAGUAGUUAGAAUAUGUCCGUAACGAGUCGACAGCGGGGACAUGCUUCUGGUCUUGUUUCUCAAUGGUUCUGUAGCUAAACUGUGUAAAUAGAUUGAAAGUAUGUGCUCAAUAAUAACUUCACUAGUAUUAUCCUGGGGGGAUUUUCCUUGGAAUUUUGGUUGCACAACACUAUCUACUAUAUGUAAUAUAAGGACAUGAUAAUAUAUAUUGCCCCGAGUCUGCUGUGUAAGCGGCUGUAGGUAACUUGUAACUAGUCUUGUAUUUCUCGUUGAUGUCGGGCGGACGCCUGUAUAAUAUGUGUAUAGUAGUGGCCAUCGAGGUCUGCCGCGGCGCCUGGUAAGGGCGACCCAUUGCCUAUCUCUCACAGUUCUGUCUCAAAUUUGGUGUUUAGAUAAUUUAAAAAAUGAGAAGGUUACCGUUUUUCUUUCACCAAUGGCCUAAUGGGGGGAAAAACAAAAUUUUGACAUUAGUGCCAUCUGGUGAGGAAAAAUACAGUAGCCCCCAUUGUAUCGAGUUAUACAGCUACGGCUAUGACGUCACAAUAUCUUAGUUAAUAAUGUUUUAAAGUUAUCUGAUGUAUGUACAAUAGAUGAAUGUCCUGUUUCCCUUUAGGCCGGUGUCGUGGACCUGCUUUACCCGACCCUCGACAGGUUUAUAGUUCAACCACAGUAAUCAGCUGCUCAUUAUAUUUAUAAAAAAGGAAAUGAGUUUGUUAGUCCUCAUAAAACUCAAGAAAUUGGAUGUUGGAAUGUCAAGUCUUGAAUAUGAAGUUUGGAAACAUGAGAGAAGUUUUAAAAUUGAGGUAAUAAGAAUGAAAAUUGAGGGUAUACACAGAUUUAUUGCUCUGUCGUGAAAUUCCGAACAAUAACAACAGUUGUACAAGUUGCAUUCUGUGGUCUAAUUAUAAACAAAUUAUAUAUAUUUCUUCACUGUAAAGUAGGGUUCCAUUAGGCGACAAUAUCUUGUAUGUAGCGUAUACAAUAUCAAAUACAUCACAAUAUUAUUAUAAUAAUCACAAAUAUAUGUAUUUAAGUGUGAUGUUAGUAGUAAACUUCUCAAUUGUGAUGUUUCUUGUAUCUUUUACAAAAUAAUAUAUCGUAAUGUUAGCGAGUAAACGUUUUUUAGUAUUAUAAAUAACAAAAAAAUGUAAAAGUAGGUGUCAAUAUGUCAGUAGUCACAAUUAUAAUAAUUAUCCUGUCUUACUUAUUAGUCGCGUUCGCUGGAAACCCUGCUUUAUGCUGUCUCUGUCUUGUAUUAAGACGUAAUUUGUUCCCACGAUAAUUUCGAAUGUAGCUCAAUAUUACAUGUUUAUGCAUAUAUGUAUAAUAUUAUACUAACACAAAUAAUUAAGUAGACAAAUAAUUUUAAUUUUUGCUGACUUGUUUAGCACGUCAGUAUACUACAGCAGCACCCAAUGAUAGCGUUUGGCUAAAUAGUAUUAACAACAACAUUAACGAUGCACAAUACGCUGCGCAAACAAAUGUAACAAUCUUAAGUUAAAACUAUAUUUUCAAAUAUGGAUGUUGUACUUAAAAAUGUUUUCGAAAUAAAUGUUUUUUUUUUUUAAUUUGUUUUCUUUUUAUUUUCUUCUUUUCUUUAUCUCAUUUAUAGCUUGCUAAAAAUGAGCUUUAAAUUUUAUAAAACAGUUAUGGAAAGCAGGAGUAAGCCUUUUCGAAUUUACAACUUUUACAAUAUAUAUGUGUAAGGGAAGAGUAACUAACGACUUGUAUUGUAGGUACGAUUGAAAACAUAAUGAAGACUGUGAAAUUAAUUUGAUAUUAAUAUUCGGUAGAAGGUACCUGUAUGUAUGAGGUAUAUAUAUAUAUGUAUAUCUAUCUAUAUAAUAUGUAUGUAUGUAAUGGAAAAUUGGUAGCGUUUCAGUACUAUACUGUUGUAACUCUGUGUACUAUCACUAAACCUAAUAUUUUGUCGAGGUUCGAUGUAUACCUACUAAAUGUGACCUACCCUUUUAUGUGAAAUAAAAUUCUAUGUGACAGA